Molecule: messenger RNA, 972 nt
Organism: Echinostoma caproni
Lineage: Eukaryota; Metazoa; Platyhelminthes; Trematoda; Plagiorchiida; Echinostomatidae
Source: the annotation of a GenBank genome assembly
AUGGAAAACAGUCCUGUAUCGAAUCCUGACAGUAAACCUGACCUCGGAGAUGCUGGAAGUGCCUACUUUUCGGAUUCUGGUUUAAGCAGCAACUACUCCUAUCAAACGAAUGCCAGUCAUUCCAGUGCCUCAGUUUUACCCUCGCCGUCGUUAUCUGCCAUUUCUAAUUCACUGGACUCGCUUGGCCCCGUAUCAAUGAAUUCCUCCGUCUCAAGUUUUUCAAAUAAAAGUUUUCCCGGAUUUUGUGAAUACAGUUCCAGUGCAAUGGCGACGAAUCCUUAUGCCCAAGCAGCUAGGCAUUCUUUUUCUCAGGGAUUUUUGACUAGCCAAAAUAAUUACAACCCCGGCUAUCUUUCUAGUCCAAAUAUGAACAGUGCUUUCUACGGACGGCAAGUUGGAAAUACUGCUUUUGCUGCCCCAGGAAGUGGUAUUUGUUCCCCACAAAUGAUGUUCUCUCAGGAAAUACAACAGCAACAAAAUCAGUCGUUGCAUCAGAAUGCGGACCAGCUGAAUGGUCAUAUGAGCUCUCUGGAUGCUCGUUAUAGUCACAACAGAGCGGAACAUACUCAUGCAGCUUAUGGGGAUAGUUAUUCAGCCAGUGUCCAACCGCUCCAUAUCACCACAUCCCCGCGGCAUUCAGUGGCUCCGACGAACCAUAUGUCCGUGAGCGCCAGAGAAGCCGCUCGUUUGGAGUCCAUAAGUAAAGGAUCUCCUCGUAUACUGUCUCCUGGCUGUGAGUCCGGUGUUGUGCAGUGCGGCGGAACAACUCCGGGAUCAGGCUCUAUGCUUACUCCAAGAUCUACCCGCACCGUGACGGGAGGCUCCGAAGUGUCUGCCGCCGAUAGCAAUACCAGUGUGGGGUCGAUCAAAGCCACAUUUACUCCGUGCAAAGUCUGUGGGGACAAAGCCAGUGGUUAUCAUUACGGUGUGAUUUCUUGCGAAGGAUGCAAGCCUAUGCAUCUGGAAGAAUAA